UAGGCUUGAGAUACAACAGUGCCAGCUAUCUACUGAGAUGACCGACAAGUUGUGGUCCUGCCUCAGACCCUUCACCCCACUGAAUCAGCUCAGCAUCUCAGACUCCUCUCUCAGUUUCCCUCCAUCUCCUCCUGAGCUUCCAUCCGUCAAAAAGCUAUCAGCCGAGAGAGUGGCAACACAUAUCUAUGAAGGUCUGUUCUCAUCGCUUCCUGGCUUGAGAGAUAUCGACAUCACUAUCGAUGAUGCAGAGAGGGACAUACCUCAGAUCACGGCUGGUCUUCGUCGGUCUGGAAGACAGGAGCUCACACACAUCACCAUUACAGCACCGCCAUCACUCCCAUCAGAGAAGAACAGUGUAUCUAGACAGACGAUGAGAGAAGUGGGUCUUCUGGUCAGAGAACAAACCAAGAACCUGCAGCGGCUUUCUCUUUCCGGGAUGAGGUGCUUUGACGAAGAAGACUUGAUUGACCUCGUCGAGUCGUCGGCAUAUUCAAAGUCAUUGGAUAGUCUGCAUUUACAGUCUCUUGAUUGUGGGUCUUUCGACUACGAUAGACAAUCAGAUGUUCAGAUAAAAAAAUGUCAGCUUUCUACUGAGAUGACUGCCAGGAUGUGGUCCUGUCUCAGGUCCUUUACCUCACUGAAGCAUCUCACCAUCUCAGACUCUUCUCUCAGUUUCCCUCCAUCUCCUCCUGAGCUUCCAUCCGUUCUAAAGCUAUCAGCCGAGAGAGUGACGACACAUAGCUAUGAAGGGCUGCUCUCAUCGCUUCCUGGUUUGAGAGAUAUCGACAUCACUAUCGAUGAUGCAGAGAGGGACAUACCUCAGAUCACGGCUGGUCUUCGUCGGUCUGUAAGACAGGAGCUCACACACAUCACCAUUACAGCACCGCCAUCACUCCCAUCAGAGAAGAACAGUGUAUCUAGACAGACGAUGAGAGAAGUGGGUCUUCUGGUCAGAGAACAAACCAAGAACCUGCAGCGGCUUUCUCUUUCCGGGAUGAGGUGCUUUGACGAAGAAGACUUGGUUGACCUCGUCGAGUCGUCGGCAUAUUCAAAGUCAUUGGAUAGUCUGCAUUUACAGUCUCUUGAUUGUGGGUCUUUUGACUACGAUAGACAAUCAGAUGUUCAGAUAAAAAAAUGUCAGCUUUCUACUGAGAUGACUGCCAGGAUGUGGUCCUGUCUCAGGUCCUUUACCUCACUGAAACAUCUCACCAUCUCAGACUCUUCUCUCAGUUUCCCUCCAUCUCCUCCUGAGCUUCCAUCCGUCACAAAGCUAGCAGCCGAGAGAGUGACAUCACAUAGCUAUGAAGGUCUGCUCUCAUCGCUUCCUGGCUUGAUAGAUAUCGACAUCACUAUCGAUGAUGCAGAGAGGGACAUAUCUCAGAUCACGGCUUGUCUUCGUCGGUCUGGAAGACAGGAGCUCACACACAUCACCAUUACAGCACCGCCAUCACUCCCACCAGAGAAGAACAGUGUAUCGAAAGAGACGAUGAGAAGACUGGGUAUUCUGAUCAGAGAACAAACAAAGAACCUGCAGUGGCUUUGUCUGUCCAGAGUUAAAUGCACAGACGAAAAAGACUUGGUUGAACUCGUAGAGUCUUGCGGACAGGCGAAGACACUGCGUCAUUUUAUGCUUCUUGGCUGUGGUACAAACAUAGACGGUAGACUAGUACUUCACAUCACUGGUCUUCACAUGUCAAAUAAGUCACUCAGGGUGAUUGCCUUGCAUGAUGACGGUCAACUCGUCGUAGAGAAAUUCCAAUUAUCUUCUGAGAUGACUACCAGGAUGUGGUCUUGUCUCAGAUCCUUCACCUCACUGAAACAUCUCACCAUCUCAGACUCUUCUCUAAGUUUCCCUCCAUCUCCUCCUGAGCUUACAUCCGUCACAAAGCUAUUAUUAGUAAAGAGAGCGACGUUACAAAGCAAUGAAGGGCUGCUCUCAUCGCUUCCUGGCUUGAGAGAUAUCGAUAUCACUAUUGGUGAUGCAGAGAGAGACAUAUCUCAGAUCACGGCUGAUCUUGGUCGGACUGGAGGACAGCAGCUCACACGAAUGACCAUUAGAGCACCUUCAUCACUCCCACCAGAGAUGAACAGUGUAUCGAGAGAGACGAUGAGAGGACUGGGUCUUCUGAUCAGAGCACAAACCAAGAACAUGCAGCAGUUAUAUGUGUCCGGGGUGAAGUGCACAGACGAGGAAGACUUGAAUCACCUCAUCGGGAGCUGCAGAUAUGUGAAGACGAUGUCAAAAGUGUGCCUCGAAGGGUGUGGGAGUACAGCGGGCGGUAGACUGGAAAGUCAUCUGACGAGACUUCAUACCGGCACACUCAAUGUGUUUCUCAUGCAUGGUAUUGAUGAUACGCAUUCGGGGUAUUACCCAAUUAACCACAUUGAUUGAGCCACAGUAUAGCUGCAGCUGACACAGUGCAUUGCAUUGUACCUGACAUCAUUUUUUUUCCUCACAUUAGUUGAGUAUCAGUGAUGACUACGGUAUACACUAUCUGGUCAAAAUGACAUGUUGCAUAUCU
Molecule: messenger RNA, 2522 nt
Organism: Strongylocentrotus purpuratus (purple sea urchin)
Lineage: Eukaryota; Metazoa; Echinodermata; Echinoidea; Camarodonta; Strongylocentrotidae
Exons: 9
Coding region: 38-2392 (784 amino acids)
Source: RefSeq, a predicted model, not a curated record